This is a messenger RNA of Apaloderma vittatum (bar-tailed trogon), 710 nucleotides long. RefSeq names its product hematopoietic prostaglandin D synthase (gene HPGDS). NCBI's taxonomy places the organism in Eukaryota, Metazoa, Chordata, Aves, Trogoniformes, Trogonidae. The record is from RefSeq and is a predicted model, not a curated record. Gene Ontology annotation, biological process: glutathione metabolic process. Bases 4 to 603 code for a protein of 199 amino acids. Gene Ontology annotation, molecular function: glutathione transferase activity. The transcript has 5 exons.
AACAUGCCACAGUACAAGCUGACAUACUUCAACCUGCGAGGACGAGCAGAAAUCAGCCGCUACCUGUUUGCGUAUUCGGGCAAAAAGUAUGAAGACCACAGGAUAGAAGGAGCUGACUGGCCCAAAAUCAAACCAACUAUCCCAUUUGGCAAAGUCCCCGUUCUGGAAGUAGAUGGAGUUACCAUCCACCAGAGUCUGGCAAUAGCAAGAUACCUUGCUAGAGAAUCAGGUCUGGCAGGUCAGACUCCUGUGGAACAGGCGCUAGCUGAUGCCAUUGUGGACACCUUAGAUGAUUUCAUGACACUGUUCCCUUGGGGAGAGAAAAAUCAGGAUGUCAGAAAACGAGCGUUUGAUGAUAUCCUCACCAACAAAGCACCUGAGUUACUGAAAGAUUUGGAUACUUUCUUAGGGGAUAACAACUGGCUGGUAGGGAAGUCUGUAACAUGGGCUGACUUCUACUGGGAUGUAUGCAGUACGACGCUUCUGUCCUAUAAACCUGACCUGGCAGACAAAUACCCCAGGCUUCUGGCUCUCCGAGACAGAGUGCAAGCACUUCCAGCCAUUGCAGCCUGGAUCCAGAAAAGACCAAAGACUACAAUGUAGAUCAGCUGUUCAGACUGGAAGAAACAAAUGCAUGUUUAAGUUUUCAACAUGAUAACCAUCCUAAGUUAUUAAUUUCAGAAUCAUUUAAAUAAAUUUCAGAUAGGUAU